Lepisosteus oculatus (spotted gar) is the source of this 3796-nucleotide messenger RNA. It is a transcript of the gene tpd52, whose product is annotated as tumor protein D52. Gene Ontology annotation, biological process: B cell differentiation. Lineage: Eukaryota; Metazoa; Chordata; Actinopteri; Semionotiformes; Lepisosteidae. Gene Ontology annotation, cellular component: cytoplasm. The record is from RefSeq and is a predicted model, not a curated record.
CUAUGUCAUGUGAACCCGCAGUCUGCAGGCACACACAGCUGCGGCGCGGACUGCCGGGUCUGCAGGAGACGGAGGAGGAGGAAACCGGGCUGUUUUGUUGCUGCUUGGGGAUCGAAGUCACGCGAGGGCAGGGGCAUAGGCAUGGAUUUCAGCAGCACAGAGACUCCGGAAGAUUACAAGUCACCUUUUAAUUUCGAGCGAGGCGUGAAUACGAAUUACCUGUAUCUCUCUCCCAGUGACAGCGUCACUCCCCCUGGGUCGCCAGUUUUUUCGGCCAAAGGGGCUUCGAGGCCAGAGCCCAUCCCAGAGGUGGGUGAGGAUGCCGUCUCCACGGUCAGCUUGUCAGCCCCAGCUCUGACGGAAGAGGAACAAGAGGAGCUCCGAGCCGAACUCGCCAAGGUGGAGGACGAGAUUCAAACUCUCUCUCAAGUGUUGGCAGCUAAAGAGAAGCAUGUCGCCGAAAUCAAGAGAAAGCUUGGCAUCUCCCCACUGAACGAGCUCAAACAGAACAUCACCAAGGGCUGGCAGGACAUGACUGCAUCCACAGCAUACAAGAAGACAUCUGAAACCUUAAGCCAGGCUGGGCAGAAGGCCACCGCAGCUUUUUCAAGUGUGGGGUCAGCCAUUACCAAAAAGCUGGAGGACGUGAGGUUACAGGCUUUUUCCAAUUCCUUUAGUAUUCGUUCACUGCAGCACUCUAUAAGCAUGCCUGCUAUGAGGAAUUCCCCGACGUUCAAGUCAUUUGAAGAAAAAGUGGAAACUUUAAAGACGAAGGUCAGCAGCCAGCCGCCCACCGGAGAUUUUGGAGAGGUUCUGAAUUCUGCAGCCAGCGCCAGUGCCACCGACGCCAAGCCUGAGGAGACUCCGGUGGAGAGCCAGGGGGCGCACUAAGCUGCGCCCCUCUCGCCACACGGUCACCCACUUGCCAGGAGUGUCUACCAGCCGAGACGGCUCUGCUGCUGCUUUGUUCGUGCCCCUGGGGUCCUCCUGAAAUCGUUCCAUUCUUGCUGUCCGUCUGCUGUCUGACCAAUCGAAAGAAAACUAGAGCUCAGUCCUUCUCAUAACGUACACGGCUUGGUUUUACACAAAACUGUGAAUAAUUUCUCGCAGACUUUUAGAGGAGACAGGUCGCUUUUAUUGAAAGGUAGGGCCACACUAUUUUUAUUUGACGUUUUCCCUCCCCCGUUUGCUGUAUCUCAAGGAAAAGGCCUCACAAAGGCUUUCACAAACAUUUGUCCUUAAUCAGUCUCGGAACGCAAGUAUCGGAGCAGAUUUUCAAGAGCCCGGCAGACAUUAAAUAGAUGAGGCUGUUCCCCCCCACAAAGGGAGAGAAUUCCACAAGCUUUGCAGUCCCGAUCAGCAUAUAUCCGCUCUUAAAACAAAAAAGAGUCGUCAUCCUCCUCAACACACUAGCACAAAGGUCUAAUAUGUUGUACAUCCAGACUUAAUACAUUUUUGUUAGGUUGGCUGGUCUCUAUUUUGGGCUCCGUGUAGCUGAUGCAGUCUGUGACUUACCUAUUUUGGUGGCAAGUUGUGUAAAACUACAAAGUAAUAGCAGUUACCAAAAGCAGAUGUUGUUCUGCAAUUCAAACAAGGGUUUUUGGCUUGUAAUAACGUAGAACGUAUUUCAGUAACACUGGGUCUGCCCCCAUAUUCUGCUCUAGGCUCUAGCCAAAGAACAGGACAGCCCACUCAGCACAGACCCGAAGGCUCUGGUUUUAAGUUGUAAUGAAUGAAAAGCACAGAAAAUGCCAGUUCCUCAUGCAGUGCAUGUAUGGGCUGUCCUCAGAGGUGUUAUUCAAUCAUUUACGUUUCCACAUCUGGUCCCAUUUUCGCCUCACAUCGUUGAUAGUCACUAACCAAUUGAGAAGCCUGAAAAAACAAUCACAUGGGCGAUGGAUCUCUGUGGAGCCCCAUUGAGUUAGAACUGCAGACUUUCUUCCAAUUUUGUUUAACUACACUAGCUCUUACUUGAAGGUGUAAAGUCCAUUUUCUGCACACCCAGAGUGCCAAAUUCUCUUGCCGACUUCUGCUCUGCAUUUAAAGUUUAACAGGCACUCUUGACUCAAAGUACUACUCCUAUUAGACAUCAGGUGUGCAUUAAAGCGUGAUUUUCUUUUAUUAGAUGUGUAGUUAUUAAAUACUGGACGAAUAACAGGAAUUCUUUGGCAUACUCUUUUUGUUGUUAACUAUUCUGGACAUCUGGAAGGACGUCUGUUUCAAUUUCAUUUGUCCCUAACAGUACAUUAUUAUGACUUUAUUCAUGUUUCCUAUAACUGUUAUGUAUCGCUUCAGUAAACACAUACGCUAGUUUCAAUGAUACAUCACUGUGCUUUAGCUUAAAGACUUUUUUUUGGUCUUUAUUUUUGUGAGUCAAACGGAUUAUGUACAGUACAAGCUAUUUUGUCAUUGUUUCAACGAAAUGAAAUUCAUGAGACCAAAAAAUAAGACAGUGAUAGUUAAUGGCUUUCUUUUCUUACAUGCGUUUUCUGCUCAUAUUUGGUAUUUUUAAACAAGACAUUUUGAAGGUGCCACUGAUCUAGAAUCAAACUGGUCCGAAUAGCUCGUUUUCUAGUAAUGCAGUAUGCGUAAAAUUGGCCAUUUCCUAGUUAGGCUAAUUGUCUGCGUGUUAUAACACACAGACCAGAGAUAGACAGGCCAUUCUUAGAGGAGCUGUCUGAAAUACAGCAUAUUAUCUGUGCAUAAACUUAAACAGAUGUUAAUCUACUACGUUCUAGGUAUUUGGGUUUGUUUCUUUUUUUUAUGUAUAUAAAUCAAAUUUUGUAACUUUGGAAAUAUCGUGUCAGUCAAGACCGACACCAAUGAGAUGAACAUUAAAUCUUUAUGAAUGCAGUAAAGAAAAUCUCAAAACACUGGAAGAUUUGAGGCCUGUACUGCGGAGCGGUCUCUCUCGGAAACACGUCUGACUGCCUGCCUCCCACUUGUAUUGACUCUUAAAAAGGUGGAGUUACACCCUUCACAGUGUCAAAGCAUGUGUUGUGCCAGUGUUUGUGUGAUCACAUGACUAUGCAGUUGGAAAGCACACGAGCAGUUUCAGCAGUUGGCUUUUGAAGUUAUGUUAAAGGUAUCCCAUGUACUGCUGGUCACUUCUCUUGCCUGCUCUGGCCCAGCAACUCAUUCUAAGCUAGAGGUGACAAUGUGUCAGAGUCUAAGUAUAUCAGAAAUGUACAGUGGUAAUAAAACCACUAUAAAUAAAUAAAACCAAUCCUGUAAUGAGGUUUUAUAAUUGCAUAUUGCUUCAAUCUCACUUUGCCACCUAAGGAUUUUGAACACAGGGUUUAAACAUUGUGCAGGUUGAGGAAGGCGACAGUAACAGUCUUGCGUGUUGACCCAAUAGAGAAUUAAAACAGAUUACUUGUCAAUUCAGUUGAGAAGUGUUUGCGUUUGAAAUGUGAAAUUCAGAACUUGGGUCUUGAGUAACAAGGAACUGAAAAAGAUUAUAAAAGCGUGUGUUAGCAACUCAUCCACUCGAGACUGUGUCGGUUAUCCACAGAUGUUUUGGAAAAAUGUAUGUAGUGUUUUUGAUGUUUUAGUUUUCAAGUUACAUCACCGUUGAUUUUGAAUUUAGAUGUUGAAAAUUAUGAAUGUAUAACUCGGAAAACACUGAAAGCUCUCUCUGUUGCUUUAUGUACUCUUACGUUUUUUUCCCCCAAGUUUGCCGAAAGCAUUUUCGCUGCAUUUAAUACGUUCAUGCUUUAUGUUGGCACAAAAGCAAAUUUUGCUCAUUUAUAUCCGUUAAUGCUAAAUAAAGCACAAUAAAUGCAUCGUGCCUUUC